Messenger RNA from Glarea lozoyensis ATCC 20868, 1020 nucleotides. RefSeq names its product Kelch motif. Lineage: Eukaryota; Fungi; Ascomycota; Leotiomycetes; Helotiales; Helotiaceae. The record is from RefSeq and is a predicted model, not a curated record. The coding region runs from base 1 to 1020 and encodes 339 amino acids. Gene Ontology annotation, molecular function: protein binding. The transcript has a single exon.
AUGAAAUUAACAACAGCCCUUCUCGUCGUCUUUGCUGGAUCUAUCACAGCUGGUACCAUCGCCCCUCCAAGAUCAGGAGGAACAUGGACACAACUCCCCAACAUCACCCUCUUCGACCGACAAGAACACUCUACCGUAGCAAUUGGCAACACAAUCUACAUAGUAGGCGGCAUAGCACCAAUCGCCAACUCCACAGCCGAUCCAACCACCCCCAUCGUGCAAUCCUACUCCAUCCCCCACCAAACAUGGACCCUCGAAGCCCCUCUCCCCAAAGCCCUCAAUCACCCCAACACCGCCGUCGUCAACGGUAAAAUCUACGUCUUAGGAGGCCUAGCAGUCGGUCCAGGCCAAUGGCCAAACUGGCUCGCAGCAGGCGACUGCUACGUCUACAACCCCGCCACACACACCUGGAAAUCACUCGGUAACAUGCCUAUCGGCACCGCUCGUGGCGCUGCGGCCGUGGGCGUUCACGGCGAUACUAUAUACGUCGGGGGCGGCCUCUCGCGGCUCGGCAUCGAAGGCCAGGAAACACUCGAUAUCACGUCUUCGUAUAACACCAGAACGGGAGCCUGGACCUCUCUGCCUCCACUCCCGGAGAAACGAGAUCACGCAGGUGGCGCGCUUAUCGAUGGCGUCUUCUACGUCGUGGGCGGUCGCAUCAACGGCACACCUGAGGGCAUGAGGGAUACAGUCUUCGCGCUCGACGUUACGUGCUCCCCGCUCAUUUGGAAGACCAGAAAGGCGCGCAUGCCUACGCGUAAAGGUGGACUGGCGGUUGGUGUUGUGGGGGAUGUGAUUGUUGCGGUUGGCGGCGAGGGGAACGUGGAUGCUGUUAGUGGGGUCUUCAAUCAGACGGAGGCGUAUGAUACGAAGAGGGAUGUUUGGACGAAGAUGACGCCGAUGAGGGUCCCGCGGCAUGGGACGGCGGGGGUUGGGGUCGGGAAUGGUGUUUUCAUUCCUGGUGGGGGCGUUGUUAGGCAGUUGGGUGCGACUAGUUAUUUCGAUGUCUUCAAGGUUUGA